GCGCAACUCCGGCCUCAAGACGGAAAACCGGAACUUCCGGAACUUCCGGAAGUGACGACAUGCGGUUUCCGGUCUGACGCCCCCGGCCCCUUCCUCAGCCUCCUUCCCAGUAACAGGGGUCGGGGCUGGGCCGUGGGGCCGAGGUGCAGCAGAAAUGGAUUCCCAGGACAUCAAAGAGUUGCAGCAAGAAGUGAUGGAGGAGAUGGGAAUCUCCAUGGAGGAGCUGCAGGACAUCAUCAAUGAAGAGCUGGAGAAGUCUGAGUUUGUGAAGCAGAAGAAGCAGCAGCUGGAGGAGCUGGAGAAGUAUGUGAAACAGAAGGAAGAAGAGGUGGCUCACGUUGACUGUCUCUUUGAUGAUGCUUGGAGAGACUUUGAUAAAUGUGAGAUGUUGGUGAAGGAGCUGUACUCCAAGCUGGGCCUUGAGUAUCGUGAGAGCAGCUCUGAGGACGAGGACUUGGCUGCCAAGCCCACAGAAGUGAUUGAGAUCCCAGAUGACGACGAUGACGAUGUCAUGAGUAUCGAUUCAGGAUGGAAGAACAGUGAUACCAAUCCCAAAAUUGCAAAGGAUCAGACUCUGCUGCGGGAAGCCAUGGCAGCAAUGAGAAAGUCUGCCCAGGACGUUCAGAAAUUUAUGGAUGCCGUGCACAGGAGAACAAACGCCCAGGACGCACUGCAAGAUGCACCAACCCCUCAGCAAUCUCCUGGCACUCUCCAGUCGGUUGGACCCGCAGCGGGCGCGAGCGACCUCAGCAACGACGGCGACCUGAAAGUUGGCAUGAGGAUCCUGGGCAAGAAGAGAACCAAAACGUGGCACAAAGGAACUCUGAUUGCCAUCCAGACGGUCGGUGCUGGUAAGAAGUACAAAGUGAAGUUUGACAAUAAGGGGAAGAGUUUGCUUUCUGGCAAUCACAUUGCUUACGACUAUCACCCCUCCCCGGAGAAACACUACGUAGGGAGCAGGGUUGUGGCAAAAUACAAAGAUGGGGAUCAAGUUUGGCUGUAUGCUGGCAUAGUGGCUGAGACACCAAAUAUGAAGAAUAAAGACAGGUUCUUGAUCUUCUUUGACGACGGCUACGCUUCCUACGUCAAGGAGUGGGAGCUGUACCCGGUGUGCAGGCCGCUUAAGAAGACGUGGGAGGACAUAGAGGAUGUGUCGUGCCGCGACUUCAUCGAGGAGUACAUCAGCGCGUACCCCAACCGUCCCAUGGUGCUGCUGAAGAACGGGCAGCUGAUCAAAACCGAGUGGGAGGGGACGUGGUGGAAAUCCAGGGUGGAAGAGGUGGAUAGCAGCCUGGUCAAAAUCCUCUUCCUGGAAGCUCUUGCCGUAGAUGCUGUGAGUGUUGCAUUCUCCUUGCUGCAGGAUGACAAACGCUGUGAGUGGAUUUACCGGGGCUCCACGCGCCUCGAGCCCAUGUUCAGCAUGAAAACCUCCACGGCCUCCACCCAGGAGAAGAAGCAGAGUGGGCAGGCGAGGACUCGUCCCAACGUUGGCGCUGUGCGGAGCAAAGGGCCCGUAGUCCAGUACACGCAGGACCUGACUGGAGCUGGUACCCAGUACAAACCUCUGGAGCAGAUGCAGGCGGCCUCGCUGGCUGCACGGCCCGGUUCCCCGCAGCCCACUGAGAUGGAAUGCUCGGACAGCCAGCUGGCCCAGUCCAGGAAGCAGGUGGCCAAGAAGAGCACGUCGUUCCGUCCCGGCUCGGGGCAGUCCUCGCCUUCCUCGCCGGCGCUGAGCGAUGCUCCCCCGCCGGGCAGGGCCCAGCAGCAUCGGUUUCCCGGCGGGCCGGCCGGCGCGGCGCAGCCGUUCCACGGCAUGAUGGACCGCGUGCCCAACGAGCCCUCGUACCGCGCGCCGCUGGAGAAGCUCUUCUACCUGCCCCACGUCUGCAGCUACGCCUGCCUGUCCCGCGUGCGGCCCAUCCGCAGCGACCAGUACCGCAGCAAGAACCCGCUGCUCAUCCCGCUGCUCUACGACUUCCGGCGGAUGACGGCGCGGCGCCGCGUGAACCGCAAGAUGGGAUUCCACGUCAUCUACAAGACGCCGUGCGGGCUGUGCCUGCGCAGCAUGCCCGAGAUCGAGCGCUACCUCUUCGAGACGGACUGCGACUUCCUCUUCCUGGAGAUGUUCUGCCUGGACCCCUACGUGCUGGUGGACCGCAAGUUCCAGCCCUACAAGCCCUACUACUACAUCGCCGACAUCACCAAGGGCCGGGAGGACGUGCCCCUGUCCUGCGUCAACGAGAUCGACAGCACGCCGCCGCCCCAGGUGGCCUACAGCAAGGAGCGCAUCCCCGGCAAGGGCGUGUUCAUCAACACGGGCUGGGAGUUCCUGGUGGGCUGCGACUGCAGGGACGGCUGCAGGGACAAGUCCAAGUGCGCCUGUCACCAGCUGACGGUCCAAGCCACCGGCUGCACCCCGGGCGGGCAGAUCAACCCCAACUCGGGGUACCAGCACAAGCGGCUGGAGGAAUGCCUCCCAACAGGGGUUUAUGAGUGCAACAAGAGGUGCAAGUGCAACGUCAACAUGUGCACCAACCGCCUGGUCCAGCACGGGCUGCAGGUCCGGCUGCAGUUGUUCAAGACUCAGAACAAGGGCUGGGGCAUCCGCUGCCUCGAUGACAUCGCCAAGGGCUCCUUCGUCUGCAUCUACGCAGGGAAAAUCCUCACGGAUGACUUCGCCGACAAAGAGGGCUUGGAGAUGGGGGACGAGUACUUCGCCAACCUGGACCACAUCGAGAGCGUGGAGAACUUCAAGGAGGGCUACGAGAGCGACGCGCGGUGCUCGUCCGACAGCAGCGGGGUGGACCUCAAGGACGACGAGGAGGAAAACACGGGCACGGAGGAGCAGGAGGAGUCCAACGAGGACAGCUCCGACGACAACUUCUGCAAGGACGAGGGCUUCAACGCCAGCUCGGUGUGGCGCAGCUACGCCACGCGGCGCCAGACCCGCGGCCAGAAGGAGAACGGGCUCUCGGAGACGGCCUCCAAGGACUCGGGGCUCACGGCGCAGCCCGGCCACGACUCCUGCAAGCUGCCCGUGUCCGAGGAGACCUCCAAGAACAAAGUGGCCUCGUGGCUCAGCUCCAACAGCGUCGCCGACGGCUUCCAGGACAACGACAGCGCCUCGUCCUUCAAGAUGAGCGAAAGCGAAAGGGACGGCAAGGGCUGCAGGGCCGAGCCCACGGAGCGGGACAGAGCGCCCGCGUCCGCCCUGGGCGCUGCGGAGGGGGAGGCGAAGGCGCCCAGGAAGGAC
Molecule: messenger RNA, 3253 nt
Organism: Numida meleagris (helmeted guineafowl)
Lineage: Eukaryota; Metazoa; Chordata; Aves; Galliformes; Numididae
Gene: SETDB1
Product: SET domain bifurcated 1
Biological process (GO): negative regulation of gene expression; heterochromatin organization
Cellular component (GO): nucleus
Molecular function (GO): histone H3K9 methyltransferase activity; zinc ion binding; DNA binding
Source: RefSeq, a predicted model, not a curated record